UUUGCAGUUUUUUGUAGUUAAAGUUUUGAAACAGUGAUAACAGGAUUGCAAUGUAGUGUUGCAAAAGGAUAUAGAUAAUGCUUCAGCUUCGAGAUUAACCUUUUAAAUGAAAUUAUUUAAAAUUCUAUAGAAAAUAUUUGUACUGUGAACGUAUGUACGUAAAGGCAGUGAUUUUACUAAAAUAGUAUGUGAUAACUUUAUAUCUAGUUAUUAGGCCAGUAUUAGUCUGUAAAAUGGUGCUAUGUAGAGGUUGUAAGACGGAGAUACAAAUAUUUGAUCAUGAAACCAGCAUAUAGCGAAGGUGGAGCAGGCACAAACUACACUUAAUGGUUUUCAUGGAUGAGCGGGAGGGCGCGGGGCGUCGAGAGGACGCCGUGCUGCCCACUACCAUGGAGGCUUGCGGCCCCCCGGUACAGAUGGAGCCGGUGGACUUGAGUCUCAAACGACCCCCUACUCCUAGGAGACGCGGUCGGCCUCCUGCCAGCGCAAUGCCUACGUCAUCGAAGAUCAACCGAGAACUGCCGCCCACGCAACUUCCUAUUGAAUUCAGUCACGAGAUGCCGAAAAUCAAGGUGGGCCCCGACCUCCGCAACGCGAGAAAACCUCAACAAAGCACGACAAAGUUAAAACCACCACACCAAGACAAAUACCCGCUGAUCCCACCCCACCUAAAACCCGGCUACAAUCCCGAAUUGAAGAAUUUCUUCCUGAACACCGCGCUCCAGCUCUCUGGCCUCAGCCAGCUGAAGAAAGAAGAAGAACAGGACAGAAGGAGACUGCACAAGUGCGAUGUGGCCGGGUGCCACAAGGUGUACACUAAGAGUUCGCAUCUGAAAGCGCAUAAGAGGACGCAUACAGGCGAAAAACCCUACUCUUGCGGUUGGGCCGGCUGCGACUGGCGCUUCGCUCGCUCCGAUGAGCUGACUCGACACACACGCAAACACACAGGGCAUCGUCCUUUCACGUGCCCCCUGUGUAGGCGGUCCUUCGCACGCUCCGACCAUCUAGGACUGCAUAUGAGACGCCAUUGACCAUUCUAUUAUCAUUUUCUACCAUUUUAUACCGACUUUCUUCAUUAUGACAUGUAUAUCUGCGAAUGAAUAUACGAGUAGCACCGCCGGAGUUGUAAAACCAUACUACUGCGAUCAAUGCUUUGGCUCUGACUAAACCCGACACACAGGGCAUAGUCCUUUCACGUGUCCCCUGUGUAGACGGCCCUUCGCACGGUCCGACCAUCUAGGAUUGCAUAUGAGACGACAGACUUAUUUAUCAUUAUUUUUCUACCAUUCUAGACAUACUUUUUCAUUAUACCAGUAUUUACAGUAGGUAUGAAUGUAAUUAUGUAUUGUAGCGCCGGUGUCGUAAAACCAUACUACUGCAAUCAAUGCUUUGGCUCCGACAAACUUACUCGACAUUUUAUUAUCAUUCUCUACCAUUUUAGACCGACUUUCUUCAUUAUGCCAUUAUAUCUGCGAAUGAAUAUAUGAUAUAUGAGUAGUAAAACUAUACUACUACGAUCAAUGCUCUGACUAAACUCGACACACAUACAAACACAGGGCAUUCAUUAUCAUCUAUUUUCCAUCAUAUUUGUCUACAUACUCACUUCAAUGGUGUUGAAAUUGACACAUGAGUUGUAAAGCCGUUGUCAAAAAACCAUACUACUGCGAUCAAUGCUUUACUAACAUGCAAAUAUACAGGGAGUUGUUCACAUGUCGUGUGUGUAGAUGGUCCUUCGCGAGGUCCGACCAUAUAGGACUGCAUGUGAGAGGGCAUUAGCUAUUUGAUUCUUUUUCCAUAUGUUCAGUUUACACUUUAUUACCACUCGGCACUGGUAUGAGUUGCAUAACCUGAGUUCAAAAACCAUACUACUGCGACCAAUGCUUAACAAACUCCGAGCGAGUAACCUUUUCACAUGUCCUCUAUGUAGACGCUCGUUCGCUUAGUUCUCUCUGAAUAUAAGAAAACAUACUCCUGCGACAUGUGCUAUGCAAUCGUCGUAUAUCGCAACACGAUAAAAUAAUUUUAAACAACUUAUAAGAUACAUUAAGUAGCUGUCGAAUUUUACAAGGCUCACUUUUUAAAGACUACUACGAAUAAUUAUGUAAAUUAGUGUACCUAAGGAUUGAAAUAGCAAAAAGCUACAUAAAAGUUGUAUUACUAGAAAAUAAAAACUUACUCAAUAUAAACUGAAAAUUCGAAGAGGCGUUAAAAUUAUAAUAAAAUGUAUACACGGUGGCAAAAAAAUAAGUGCAUUCCCGUUGCCAGCGAGGUUUUGGGAUUAUACUGAGAAACUUCUAUGGGACCAACCCCGAAAUCACGAAAAAAAAAUUUGGCUGUUUCAUACAUUUUGGCUGGUCCAUUUUCUAUGGGAGGGUAAAUUGUUUUUUUGCGAUUUCGUGACUGGUCUCAUAGUAAAAGUUGCUCAGUAUAAUCCCAAAACCUCCCUGCAACGGUAUUGCCAUAAUUAAGGAGACAUUAUCACAAAGACGACUGAAUGGAAAUGACAUUAAAUGUGACAUUCUGGGACAAAAGGUGCUACUUUUGCAAUUAUCAAUUAGUGGAAUUUCUAAUUGUAAAAUGCCAGUAGUGCCUUAUCGACAACGACAAAAUGGGCACCUUUUUCCUAAUAACGACACAUAGAUAUACAUAUUGUGGCAUUAAUACUUAAAACUAGGGCCAGUAUAAUUACAUUUAUAUUUUUAAAUAAUUAUGUUAAAGUGAUAUUUUGUGUGUUUCAUUAGUAAAUUAGAUUUUAUGCUAUUUCGAAUAGCUAAAUAUAUUUUAUAUAAGUAUCUGCAAGUUACUUUUUUAGAGAGUACUUUUAAGUAUUUGUUAAUUUGAUUACAUUUGAAUAUAUGUAAGUUUUAACUAUUUUUAUUGUGCUAAUGCUCAAAAAGUUCCACAAAAAAAAAUACAGGGCAGUUGUGGCAAUAUUAGAUAGAGUUAAAUACUUAUGUAAGAUGAAAAUUCCUAUAUUUUAAGUAAUAAAAAUAUAUUUUUGUACUUAAAGUUUAGUGUUCUUAGAAUUUGUUUUGUUUCAGAUGUUUAAUUAAUAUUUUGAUAUUUGUAUACAAUAAUUAGACAUA
Messenger RNA from Cydia strobilella, 3086 nucleotides. Its product is annotated as Krueppel-like factor 3. Lineage: Eukaryota; Metazoa; Arthropoda; Insecta; Lepidoptera; Tortricidae. The transcript is spliced from 9 exons. Gene Ontology annotation, biological process: regulation of transcription by RNA polymerase II. Gene Ontology annotation, molecular function: DNA-binding transcription factor activity, RNA polymerase II-specific; RNA polymerase II cis-regulatory region sequence-specific DNA binding. The coding region runs from base 327 to 1031 and encodes 234 amino acids. The record is from RefSeq and is a predicted model, not a curated record.